Molecule: messenger RNA, 456 nt
Organism: Prunus armeniaca (apricot)
Lineage: Eukaryota; Viridiplantae; Streptophyta; Magnoliopsida; Rosales; Rosaceae
Source: the annotation of a GenBank genome assembly
AUGGAGGUCAACACUCCAUUAUCUCCCUAUGAUAGUCUUGUGCUCAAUGAUGGCUCUCUGCCUACUGAUGCUUCUCGAUUUCGUCAAAUCAUUGGUGGUGGUCUUCAGUAUCUCAACCUCACACGCCCUGACAUAUCCUUUGCUGUUAAUAAACUCUCUCAGUUCAUGCAUCAGCCUUCGGAAUCUCACUGGCAAGCCCUCAAGCGUCUCCUUCAUGACUUGAAAGGCACUUUAUACUUUGGUAUUCAUCUUUCUUGCUGCUCCUCUGACCGUCUCUAUGCUUUCUCUAAUGCGGAUUGGGCCGGCAAUCGUGAUUACUGUAAAUCCACUACUGUCUAUGUUGUUUAUCUUGGUGGAAACCUCAUCUCUUGGAGCUCUCGCAAGCAAUGCUUUGUAGCCGCUCUUCCACCAAAGCAUAAUAUCAUGCCAUUACUACCACCACUGCAGAAAUUGUAG